Molecule: messenger RNA, 1356 nt
Organism: Olea europaea var. sylvestris
Lineage: Eukaryota; Viridiplantae; Streptophyta; Magnoliopsida; Lamiales; Oleaceae
Product: anthocyanidin 3-O-glucoside 2''-O-glucosyltransferase-like
Exons: 1
Coding region: 1-1356 (451 amino acids)
Molecular function (GO): UDP-glycosyltransferase activity
Source: RefSeq, a predicted model, not a curated record
AUGGCUGAUACCUCUCUUACAAUUUUCAUGUAUCCAUGGUUUGCCAUGGGUCAUCUUACCCCUUAUCUUCAUACAGCCAACAAACUUGCAGCCAGAGGCCAUAAAGUUUUCCUUGUUGUCCCUCCUAAAAUGCUAUCCAAUUUGGAAAAAUUCAAUGUUCAUCCGGAUCUCAUCAAGUUGAUACCCCUCCCCCUUCCACAUGUUGAAGGCCUCCCUUCUCAAGUUGAAUCCAGCGCAGAAAUUCCUAUUCACGUGCAACCUUUUCUCCGGCACGCCAUGGAUCUCACAGAACCCACCAUUGAAUCUUUACUCCAAGAAACCAAACCCCAUUUCAUCUUCUUUGAUUUGAUGUACUGGGUGCCCUUUUUGGCGCGCCGUUUAGGUGUAAAAGCAAUUCACUUUUCCGUUGUAAGCCCUGCAUCUAUGGGUUUCUUGUUAUCUGAAGGACCAUCUAUCGAGUCUCUCAUGAGCGGUCCUCCGGGUUUUCCUUCAUCUAUCAAGCUCUAUAAACAUGUUGCCCGUGAGCUUCAGUUUUUCGAUGGUGAAAAGGAAGUUGGCAGUGGCUUAACAAUAAAGCAGCAGUUGAUCACUUCACUUUGUGAGUCUGAUGCCAUUGGUUUCAAGACUUGUAGAGAAACUGAAGGGUCAUAUACUGAAUAUAUUGAAAAUUACUUCAAGAAGCCAGUCUUACUUACAGGGCCAGUUAUUCCAAAACAACCAUCUUCUUCCCUGGAGGAGAAGUGGACGAAAUGGCUCGAGAAAUUUAGACCCAAAAGCGUGAUUUACUGUGCAUUUGGCAGUGAAGCCAUACUUCCUAUGAAUCAAUUUCAAGAAUUAUUGAAGGGUUUUGAACUCACUGGUCAUCCCUUUUUUGCUGCACUGAAGCCACCUUCUGAGGCAGAGGCAGUUGAAGAAGCCUUACCUGUGGGAUUCAAAGAGAGAACUCAAGAAAGAGGGUUAGUUCUUGGAUGUUGGGUUCAACAACAACUGAUCUUAAAACACCCUUCCGUGGGGUGCUUCGUUACACAUUGCGGAUAUGGUUCUGUUUGGGAAGGUUUGAUGAGUGAGUGUCAAUUGGUGUUACUGCCCCAUGUAGCCGACCAAUACGUUCAUGCCAGAUUACUGAGUGCUGAUCUAAAAGUUGGAGUUGAAAUCGAGAAAGGAGACGACGAUGGUUUGUUUACGAAGGAGGGCGUGCACGAAGCCAUAAGGGCAGUGAUGGAAGUUGACAGUGAAAUCGGGAAGGUGGUGAAAAGAAACCAUGAUAAAUGGAGGGAUUUCUUGUCAAGCGAACGCCUCGAGGAUUCUUAUAUGGAUGGUUUUGUUCAGAACAUGAGAUCCCUUUUAGAUAAUUAA